CACAACUGCUCUUCUGAUUAGACCCAACUAGAACACCACUUUCCUUUUAAUUUUUAAUUUUUUUUUUCGUUUUUAUUGUAAAAUUUCAGUUAGGGUUUUAAAAUUUUUAAUCUAGAAAUCCCAAUUAGCGGGUUAUUAUGGAUGAUGCUGAUUUUUUAAACGAUGAAAUACUCGAAAAAAUCGAUUGGGAUGGUUUCUUCGAUGAAUUACCAGAGGACGGAAAUGCUUUUUCUCUCGAACCCAUGGGUUUACCCGAUUCGGUUUCACCGGAAAUCGACGAGAUCCAGACCUUUUUGAUGAACGACGACGACGGCAACAACAAUUCUGGCGAGGCGGAGCCGAGCAACGAGUUCUGUGACAGCUUUUUCGCCGAUAUACUCGCGAAUUCCCCUGUAGAGGCUUCCGGUGAGGUCGUCGAUGCGUCUUCUCCGAUCGAUAAGGACUCUUCCGGUGAUUCCGAUGACGGAAGCGGUAGUUCGGUGAAGGAGAAGGUCGAUAACGAUGAUCAAACUCAAGAUGAUGAUAAUGAUGGUGCUGAUGAUCCUACCUCCAAGAAACGAAGAAGGCAGCUGAGAAAUAGGGAUGCAGCGGUGAGAUCAAGGGAGAGGAAAAAGAUGUAUGUGAGGGACCUUGAGUUAAAGAGUAGGUAUCUGGAAGGGGAAUGUAGGAGACUGGGGCAUUUGCUUCAGUGCUGUUACGCCGAGAAUCAUGCCUUACGGCUUAGUUUGCAUUCAGGCAGCGCAUUUGGUGCUUCAGCGACCAAGCAGGAGUCUGCUGUGCUCUUUUUGGAAUCCCUGCUGUUGGGUUCCCUGCUUUGGUUCCUGGGCAUCAUGUGCCUAUUCAAUCUGCCAGCAAUGCCCCAGUUAAUCCUGGAAAUGGUUCCACUCGUAAACGUGGGACAGAGAAACCCAGGAGUAGCUCUAAGAGGGGCAAGAAGUAAGAUGUUUGGAGACUUGAUGGUACAAUCUUUUGUAAAGAGUAGGAGAUGCAAAGCUUCGAGGACAAAAAUGAAACCGAGUUACCUUGCUGUCACAAACCUUGUUCUCUGAGUCUUUGUGGGAGACUUCUUCUUCCUUUAUAUGCUCAGUUGUCUCUCUUUUGAUGUCUAGGUGUUGAGAGUAGUUAGUUAAGUGAUAAUAAAUGAUACUAAGUUACUAACGGACAUGCUGGUGGAUUUUUAAUGAGUAAAUUAAGUUAUGGUUCCCUGUUUA
Molecule: messenger RNA, 1211 nt
Organism: Quercus robur (English oak)
Lineage: Eukaryota; Viridiplantae; Streptophyta; Magnoliopsida; Fagales; Fagaceae
Product: bZIP transcription factor 60
Exons: 3
Coding region: 138-1049 (303 amino acids)
Biological process (GO): regulation of DNA-templated transcription
Molecular function (GO): DNA-binding transcription factor activity
Source: RefSeq, a predicted model, not a curated record